Molecule: messenger RNA, 807 nt
Organism: Nannospalax galili (Upper Galilee mountains blind mole rat)
Lineage: Eukaryota; Metazoa; Chordata; Mammalia; Rodentia; Spalacidae
Product: protein FAM171A1
Exons: 5
Biological process (GO): stress fiber assembly; regulation of cell shape
Cellular component (GO): plasma membrane
Source: RefSeq, a predicted model, not a curated record
CCCGUGACUGACCGUGGGGAGCCGGAGCGGCCCGCGGCCCCCGCGGCGCGGAGAUGAGCAGGUCCACCGCGCUGCUUCUCUGCCUGCUCGGCUGCCAUGUCUGGAAGGCGGUCACCAAGACGCUGCGGGAGCCGGGCGCCGGAGCCCAAGAGGUGACCUUGAAGGUGCACAUUAGUGAUGCCAGCACCCACCAGCCCAUCGCAGAUGCAGUCAUUGAGAUCUUCGCCAACCAGGUCUCUGUGGCCUCUGGCUCAUCUGGGACAGACGGGGUUGCCUUCAUCAAGUUCCAGUACAAGCUGGGUAAUCAGUUGAUUGUCACCGCUACAAAACAUGCCUAUGUGCCAAACUCUGCCCCGUGGAAGCCAAUCCGCUUACCUGUAUUUUCUUCACUGAGCCUCGGCCUGCUUCCAGAACGAUCUGCUACUCUAAUGGUCUAUGAAGAUGUUGUCCAAAUAGUAUCAGGAUUCCAAGGUGCCCGGCCACAGCCUCGAGUUCAUUUCCAGAGAAGGGCCUUGAGGUUACCCGAGAAUACCAGUUACAGUGACCUGACCGCCUUUCUUACCGCCGCCAGCUCCCCAUCAGAGGUGGACAGCUUUCCCUACUUACGAGGACUGGAUGGAAAUGGAACAGGAAACAGCACCAGGUAUGACCUGACUCCUGUCACGGCCGUCAGCGUGCAGUUGCUCAGCAGUAAUGGAACACCGGUGCUGGUGGACGGUCCUAUCUAUGUCACCGUGCCCCUGGCCACGCAGAGCAGCCUGAGGCACAAUGCCUAUGUCGCAGCCUGGCGGUUUGACCAGAAGCUGG